CCUCUUGUUCUAAACCUCUUUCAUUUCUGUUUGCUUUGCCUCGUUGCAUAGCAAUUACAGAAACCCUAGCCCUCCUCCCAUCCUUACUCCGGCGAAAGCGGCGGCGGAAUACUUCAUGCUUGUAGCGCUCCUUGCAGAUUUUUGAUUAACGCAUUGAUGGAUAUGAAUUCUGGGAAAGGCAUGCUUUUGAUUACCUACUCUGAAGAGAUUGUGGAUGGUGAGCCAAUUAUAGUUUGCUCCAAUAGCCUUCCAAUCAAGGUGCAUCGAGAACCAGCGGGACAUGCCUUCCAUGAUGCUGCUCUUAAGCUAUCAGGCCACUUUGUGGAGGUGGAUGACAAAGAUGAUGGCAAGACGGUUUCCGAAGAGAAAGAGUCUGUUUAUGUACAGUCAUCGGAUCCUUACAGCAGUAAAGGAAAGAAGAAACCUGGCAGUGAUCCAAAGCAGCAAGAUCAUUAUGCUUUGUUGGGGUUGAGUCAUUUGAGGUAUUUGGCUACUGAAGAUCAGAUAAGGAAAAGUUAUCGUGAGGCUGCCCUGAGACAUCAUCCUGACAAGCAGGCUGCUCUUUUGCUCCUCGAGAAAACAGAAGAUGCGAAGCAGGCAAAGAAGGAUGAGAUAGAGAGUCUUUUCAAGGGCAUUCAGGAAGCGUAUGAGGUGUUGAUUGACCCAGUCAGGAGAAGAAUCUAUGACUCCACAGAUGAGUUUGAUGAUGAAAUUCCUGGUGAUUGUGCACCUCAGGAUUUCUUCAAGGUUUAUGGACCCGCCUUCUUAAGAAAUGGACGCUGGUCUGUUAACCAGGCUGUCCCACCUUUGGGAGAUGAUAAAACCACAAUCAAAGAAGUGGACAGCUUCUAUGAUUUUUGGUAUUCAUUCAAGAGCUGGAGGGAGUUUCCGCAUGCUGAUGAGUUUGAUCUCGAGCAAGCUGAGUCCCGUGAUCACAAAAGGUGGAUGGAAAGGCAAAAUGCAAAACUCUCUGAGAAGGCAAGGAAAGAAGAAUAUGCGCGUAUACGCACGCUUGUUGAUAAUGCCUACAAACGGGACCCAAGAAUUUUGAGAAGAAAAGAUGAACUGAAAGCUGAGAAAGUAAGGAAGAAGGAGGCCAAGAUCUUGGCCAAGAAAAUGCAGGAGGAAGAAGCAGCUAGAAUUGUUGAAGAGGAGAAGAAACGGAAAGAGGAGGAGGAGAAAAGGGCUGCUGAAGCUGCUUCAAAUCAGAAAAAAAUCAAGGAGAAAGAAAAGAAGCUCCUUCGCAAAGAAAAGACCCGUCUUCGAACACUUGCAGCACCUAUUUUAUCCCAGCGUUUGUUUGGUCUUACUGAUGAUGACAUUGAAAGUCUUUGCUCAUCUUUUGAUAAAGAUCAGCUCAAAAGUCUCUGCGAUCGGAUGGAUGGAAAGGAAGCGGUUGAGAGUGCAAAUCUUCUAGCCGAGUGUCUCAACUCUGAUCAGAAAUUGAAAGAUGUGAAGGAAGUUGAGAAAAAUCCAAAGCCGAAUGGCUCUGUACCUGUGAAUGGGCAGGUUGCUUAUAGCAGCUAUGAGAAAAAGGAAAAGCCUUGGACUAAAGAAGAGAUUGAUCUUUUAAGAAAGGGAAUGUUGAAAUUUCCUAAAGGAACUUCUCGAAGGUGGGAAGUGAUUUCAGAAUAUAUUGGUACCGGGAGGUCUGUGGAAGAGAUUCUCAAGGCUACAAAAACAGUACUUCUUCAGAAGCCAGAUUCUGCUAAGGCAUUUGACUCCUUCCUUGAGAAAAGGAAGCCUACGCCCACGAUAGUAUCUCCUCUCACAACUAGGGAGGAGGUUAAGGGCACACCCAUUAACAUUGAUGAGAGUCAAUCUUCGGCUCCUGAUAAUUUGCCAGUGUCUUCAGAUCAUAGUGUAAACACCCUGAGCUCUGAAGACAGCACUGCUGCAAAUGGAGUGUCUUCAGGUGCAGACCAAGAUUCAUGGUCCGUUGUUCAGGAAAGAGCUUUGGUUCAAGCUCUCAAAACCUUCCCAAAGGAUACUAACCAGCGCUGGGAACGAGUCGCAGCUGCAGUUCCUGGGAAAACUGUGGCGCAAUGUAAGAAGAAAAUUACUGCGAUGAAGGACAGUUUCAGGAGCAACAAUGUGGCAGACAGAGGCACUGAGGACUCGAAGGACUCAUCCAGUCAGAAGGAGGAAGCUACCAAGGUCUCAGCUGACAGUGAAGCUAAUGUUAACGACGUAUCAUCUAGUUCCGAUGCAGACAUAUGGUCUGAUGUCCAGGAGAAAGCAUUGGUCCAAGCGCUGAAAACUUUCCCGAAAGACACUAACCAGAGAUGGGAGCGCAUUGCUGCAGCAGUGCCUGGGAAAACAGUCAAUCACUGUAAGAAAAAGUUUGCAUCUCUAAAAGAGAACUUCAGGAGCAAGAAAACUGCAGUUUAGGCUUACAAUUAUGUUAUUAUUGGUUGGGGGAGAUUGAGGGUCUUGGGGGCUCCAGGCUGUCCGAUGUUUACACGGCCAUGAUUGUGGAAGCAGCUUCUCUUACAUCUUCCUACAACUGUGAUUGUUGUCAUUUCAUACGGUAACAGAAACUUCUUAUUUUGCAUAUGAAGCAAUUUUGUAAGAGCUGAGAGAGUUAAUUAUGUGUCUUUUUUGUUCUCAA
Molecule: messenger RNA, 2611 nt
Organism: Salvia hispanica
Lineage: Eukaryota; Viridiplantae; Streptophyta; Magnoliopsida; Lamiales; Lamiaceae
Biological process (GO): 'de novo' cotranslational protein folding; regulation of translational fidelity
Cellular component (GO): cytosol
Molecular function (GO): ribosome binding; Hsp70 protein binding
Source: RefSeq, a predicted model, not a curated record